Messenger RNA from Egretta garzetta (little egret), 4713 nucleotides. RefSeq names its product integrin subunit alpha 4 (gene ITGA4). Gene Ontology annotation, molecular function: integrin binding. The record is from RefSeq and is a predicted model, not a curated record. Bases 1 to 3009 code for a protein of 1002 amino acids. Lineage: Eukaryota; Metazoa; Chordata; Aves; Pelecaniformes; Ardeidae. Gene Ontology annotation, cellular component: external side of plasma membrane; integrin complex. Gene Ontology annotation, biological process: integrin-mediated signaling pathway; cell adhesion mediated by integrin; cell-cell adhesion. The transcript has 29 exons.
AUGGUCGUUAAAGGGGACAGACGGGAACCUGUGGAACAAGGGCCUAAGGACAAGGUGGCCCCACUGAGUAGUCCUCUGACUGUCUCAGCAGGUCACCCAGCUCCACAGGUGUCCAGCCCUCCAACUCAGAAAGGCAGCAGCUCUGCGGUGACCAAAGUCCCCAGGAGACAGAGGGACAAGCCUCUCUCAGGGCCAAGGUCCUUGUGCCACUGUCCCUGUCAGGAGAACCAGCUCCAGCUGGGCAACCCCAAUGGAGAUUACUGUGGGAAGACUUGUUUGGAGGAGCGUGACAAUCAGUGGCUGGGUGUCAGCUUAUCAAGGCAGCCAAAAGAAAAUGGAUCUAUCGUUGCUUGUGGGCAUAGAUGGAAAAAUAUCUUUUACAUAAAAAGUGAACACAAACUCCCAUAUGGUAUUUGUUUUGCUGUCUCUUCUGAUUUUCGAACUGAACUAAGUAGACGCAUAACCCCAUGCUAUGUAGAUUAUGUGCGAAAGUUUGGAGAAAACUAUGGGUCGUGCCAGGCUGGAAUGUCUACUUUUUACAUUGAGGACUUAAUUAUAAUGGGAGCCCCUGGAUCAUUUUAUUGGACUGGUUCUGUUUUUGUAUACAAUACAACUGCAAAUAAAAUCCGUGCUUAUACAGAUUCAAACAACCAAGUGAAAUUUGGCAGUUAUCUAGGAUACUCUGUUGGAGCUGGACACUUUCUGACACCAGCCAGUAUGGAAGUAAUUGGAGGGGCACCCCAACAGGAGCAGACUGGUAAAGCAUAUAUUUUUAGCAUUGGGAAGCAACUAAAUAUUCUAUUUGAACUAAAGGGUAAAAAGCUUGGUUCUUACUUUGGAGCUGCAGUUUGUGCUGUGGACCUGAAUUCAGAUGGCCUCUCAGACUUGCUAGUUGGUGCUCCAAUGCAAAGUACCAUCAGAGAAGAAGGAAGAGUUUAUGUCUAUAUCAAUUCAGGUUCUGACGCAAAGAUGGUAGAACUGAACAUAGAACUCAGUGGGAGUGACUCAUAUGCAGCCAGGUUUGGAGAGUCCAUAGCCAAUCUAGGAGACAUUGAUAAUGAUGGGUUUGAAGAUGUAGCAAUUGGGGCUCCACAAGAAGAUAAUCUAAAAGGAGCUAUUUAUAUAUACAAUGGCAGGGAAGACGGAAUAAUGCCAUCAUUUUCACAGAGAAUACAAGGACAUCAAGUCAGUAAUUCUUUAAGAAUGUUUGGACAAUCCAUAGCAAGUGGCAUCGAUGCAGAUAACAAUGGUUAUCAAGAUGUAGCAGUCGGUGCAUUUCUCUCUGAUUCUGCUGUGGUGCUGAGAACGAAACCAGUGAUAAUUGUUGAAGCUUCUUUAAAACAUCCUAAUUCAAUAAAUCGAACUAAUUUAAACUGCAUGGAAAAUGACCAGCCUGCCACCUGUAUGAAUUUAAAGAUAUGCUUUACCUAUACAGGACGAGAGGUACCUGGUUAUAUUGUACUGCUUUAUAUUCUGAGUGUUGACGUGAACAGAAAAGUGGAUACACAAGCAAGAUUUUAUUUUUCCUCCAAUGGAACAUCUGAUACAAUCUCAGGAAGUGUUAAGAUUUACAGCAAGAGUACUGCCUGCAAAGAUCAUCCAACAUUUAUGAGGAAAGAUGUAAGGGAUAUCUUGACUCCUGUACAUGUUGAAGCAAGCUACCAACUGGGGCAUCAUAUUCUACAGAAAAGAAAUGCUCAAGAGUUUUCACCACUUCAACCUGUUCUUCAACAGAGGAAAGAUAAAGAUGUUAUAAAAAGCAAGUUUGUUUUUGCAAGAUUUUGCUCCCAUGAAAACUGUUCUGCUGACUUGAGAGUUUCUGGAAAAGUCGUUUUUCCAAAGCCUCAUGAUAAGAAAACGUAUCUUGUGGUCGGAAGCAUGAAGACUUUAUUGUUGAACAUUUCUCUGCUUAAUGUUGGAGAUGAAGCAUAUGACACCGUCCUCCACAUCCAAAUCCCUAAAGGUCUUUAUUUCAUCCGAGUUUUAGAAUUGGAAGAAACCCAGAUACAUUGUGAAGUAUUAGAUAAAGAAAUUCAUGCAGUGAAACUAGAGUGCAGCGUUGGUUACUUAUACGUAGAUCAAAAAUCAAAGCUGGAUUUUAGUUUCCUCUUGGAUGCAAGCUCAUUUACCAGAGCAGAAGACGACCUCAACAUCUUCAUUAAUGCUACCUGUAAAAACGAAGAUGAGAACAUGUUGCUGGAUAACACGCUGACUUUAGAUGUACCUCUAAAAUAUGAGAUUGAGUUAAACACUCAUGGAUUUGUAUCACCAGCUUCGUUUGUUUAUGGAACAAAUGAGGAAGAUUCACCAGCUAUGUGUAUGAAGGAGAGUAUCAACUUCACUUUCCAUGUUAUCAGUGCAGGACCAAGCAUGGCUCCAAAUACAAACUUAGAGAUAAUGAUACCUAAUGCAUUUCCACCCAGUGAUGUCAAAUUAUUCAACAUAUUGGACAUCAAGACAACAGUGGGACAGUGCUCCUAUAAUAAAUAUCCCAGAAACUGUAAUGCAACAGAGAAGAAUGAAAAUAUAUUAAAGGAUGUUGUCACUUUCUUUUCAAAGCCUGCUAAGAGACAAAUGUACUGCAUGAAAAAUGACAGCCUUUGCUUACAAAUACAUUGCCAGCUUGGAAACAUGGAAAGUGGAAAAGAAGCAACCAUUCAGUUGCAUCUGGAGGCUACUCCUUCGCUUUUAGAAAUGGAUGAUGCAUCAGCAUUGAAGUUUGAAGUAAGAGCAACAGCCUCACCAGAAAAAAAUGCAAAAGUUAUUGAACUCCACAGGGACAAGCAAGUUGCAUACGUCUAUUUGGAAGGAGUGCACCACCAGAAGCCAAAAUACCAUGUUACUGUGCUCAUUAUUGGAAUAGGCUUAAUAGUUGGUGUUACCUUGCUUUUGCUGCUGUCAUUUCUAUUAUGGAAGAUUGGCUUUUUCAAAAGGCAAUACAAAUCUGUCCCUCAAGACAAGAGGAGAAGAGACAGCUGGAGUUUUACAAGUGGGAACAAAGAUGACUAAAAUGGCAAAUAAACAUUUGAUUUUAAAAUGAAGAAUUUAAGAUUCGGGUUAAUUCACAGGAGAAACAUCAGUGACAAGAAAACUGGUCUUGAGCUCACUCGCUCUUCCAAAAUACACCUUUAUUUCCUUGAACUGUACGGAGGACUACACAUUAGAGUACUGUUGUUUUUCUAAUAUGGAAACAGUAGAGCAGUUUGAAGUCUCACAGUAACAUCUGAAAUGCCAUAUAGAUACCUGGUUUCAAACAGACAGAAGAACACUAAAGAUAAAGAGAAGAAGAAUUACUUACUGGAAAGAAGAAUUUCUAGAAAGUAGUAACGUUUGGCCAAUCCUGGAAAAUAAGAUCUCAAACACAUGAGCGUGAGUUAUUCUAUUAAUUUUCACGUUUCAGUGAUCUUUUGAUUAGACAUUCAAGAAGAAGAAGAAAUCCUCCCUCACCUUGAUUUGGCAGUUCUACAAGGGUAAAUUAGCUUAAACCACUCAAAGGACAGUAAGUAGAGCGCACGGAUGUAGAAAACCGCUGUCGGCAGCUCUCUUGGGCUUCUGAAGGUAACCUCGUAAGCUUUGGCUUCACAGGCAGAGACUUAGACACCCAGGCAGGCCAGAACCAGGAAGGUCAAAGGUGGAUUCAGAGCAGGGAAGGCUGUGGGGUAGCCUGGAGCUGCAGCACAGAAUCCUCUCUCAGCUGUAGAAAGAGUAAUAAUGUAUUGGAGAUCUGAAUUCAUGGCCAUCUUUAACGUGGUACUUGCAAGCAUGAGAGAAUGAGUUGGUUCAUCCUUACCUUGGAUAUUGCUGAUGUGAUGUUUUGGACUUCUCCAAUGAAAUAUCUCUACAUGGGGUGUUUGUUUGUUUGUUUUUUUAAAGCAAGUAUUUAUUUUUAUUUAUUUGAAGAUUUUUCUAUAGUACUUAGCAUCAUAGUAUUUAGUACUGGCAUUCUUCCAGGACCUGGGGGGAAAAAGAAAGAAAAAAAAAAAAUAAAAAAAAGAGACUUCACGUGAUGACAAAGCAGAGCAACACGUACCCAAAAGACUCCAAAUGCCAACCUCCCUGGGCCAAAUUUUAUCUUUAGCUGUGCCACCCUUUACCUCAAAGUACUUAACAAGGAAGUCAUUUGGAGAGCUAGCUUGGAUUCUUGUGACGUUUCCAGAUGAACACCAUCCAAACAGGCAUCUGCAGCAGCCGCUCACUCAGCGGAAGGGCAAAUGACCGAACAGAAAUAUGGUUCAAACCACUGCUCUGCUACUACAGGAAGUUUCUUCAACUAGAUAAGUUUGCACUGCCACCUAGCUUUGGUGAAAUAGUACAAUCCAGGGGAAAAAAAAAAAAAAUUACUUUGCUCCCCAGUACAACUGGAGAAUGUACAGCUUCUUCAGCAGCUGAAUUUGUUGCAACAGCAGUACGCAAAAUGGCCUUCCUUGCCGUGCCUUUGAUGUCUUUCUGAGCUGCAAGGAGAAAUGAAUGCAAUACGUACAUACAGGGGAAUUAGCCUGUAUCAAAAGCGAUACAGAGAGCCUUCAACAAGCACGUUCGCUAUCGCAGUGUCUGGUGCCAUAAAAGCCACUUUGUCCACAGAUUCUAAAGGUAUCGGGGACCAUUUCUUAAUUUCCUUUCACUUCAUUUGAUGCCAAAGAUGUGCAUUGCUCUAAAGUAGUUUCUCUCUCAAAACCUUCUGCAGUGUAAAGACAAAUGAAUGUGUGUAUAUUU